Polychytrium aggregatum is the source of this 1282-nucleotide messenger RNA. Its product is annotated as thiamine diphosphate-binding protein. The coding region runs from base 102 to 1187 and encodes 361 amino acids. Lineage: Eukaryota; Fungi; Chytridiomycota; Chytridiomycetes; Polychytriales. The transcript is spliced from 6 exons. The record is from RefSeq and is a predicted model, not a curated record. Gene Ontology annotation, molecular function: pyruvate dehydrogenase (acetyl-transferring) activity. Gene Ontology annotation, biological process: pyruvate decarboxylation to acetyl-CoA.
CGGCGGCCUGUGCAGACGACCUUGGCCGUGUUCAGCUCGCCGCCUCCUCAUCGGGCCUCUCUGCUCUCGUUUUUGAUUCAUUUGUCGACCCAUAUUCGCACAUGUCUGCAUUCGCCAAGACUUCACUAGCAAGAGCCGUGCCCAUGGCUUCCCGCCUGGCCUCGCGCCGUCUGCUGUCGUCGGCCACCACCCCUGCCACGCUGACCGUCCGUGAGGCCUUGAACCAGGCCAUGGAGGAGGAGAUGAUCCGCGACCCCGCCGUCUUCCUGCUUGGUGAAGAAGUCGCCCAGUACAACGGCGCUUACAAGGUUUCGAAAGGCCUCUUGGAGAAGUUUGGCGAGAAGCGAGUCAUCGACACCCCCAUCACCGAGAUGGGCUUUGCCGGCAUUGCCGUCGGCGCUGCCCUGGCCGGUCUCAAGCCUGUUUGCGAGUUCAUGACCUGGAACUUUUCCAUGCAGGCCAUCGACCAAAUCGUCAACUCGGCCGCCAAGACUCGUUACAUGUCCGGUGGCGAUGUUACCUGCCCGAUCGUCUUCCGUGGUCCCAACGGUGCCGCCGCUGGUGUCGCCGCCCAGCACUCCCAGUGCUUUGCUGCCUGGUACGGCUCCGUCCCCGGUCUCAAGGUCGUUUCUCCCUGGAGCGCCGAGGACGCCAAGGGUCUUCUCAAGGCCGCCAUCCGCGACCCCAACCCCGUCUGCGUGCUCGAGAACGAAAUCAUGUACGGCCAAAGCUUCGAGGUGACCCCCGAGGUCCUGAGCAACGAGUUCGUCCUCCCCAUUGGCAAGGCCAAGAUCGAGCUUGAAGGCUCCGAUGUCACCAUUGUCGCCCACUCCCGAGCCGUUGGCCAGAGUCUGGAGGCCGCUGCCGAGCUCGCCAAGGAGGGUAUCAAGGCCGAGGUCAUCAACCUCCGCUCGAUCCGACCUCUUGAUAUCGAUACCAUCGUCAAGUCUGUCAAGAAGACCAACCGCAUCGUCACGGUCGAGGGCGGAUGGCCCAUGUUCGGCGUGGGAUCGGAGAUUGCCGCCCAGAUCAUGGAGAGCGAAGCCUUCGAUCACCUUGACGCCCCUCUCCUCCGUGUCACUGGUGCCGACAUUCCUAUGCCCUACGCCAAGAACCUCGAGGAGCUCUCGCUGCCCCGUGUUGGCGGCAUUGCCGACACCGUCCGCCGCUCGCUCUACCGCAAGUAAAUCCUCAGCCCUCAUUAGAAUCGAGCGGGGAGGGUCUUUUUGGCCCGCCUGGGACACUGGCCGAGAUAUCAUGAAUACAGCAUCUGCUCACUUGA